Molecule: messenger RNA, 13264 nt
Organism: Dunckerocampus dactyliophorus (ringed pipefish)
Lineage: Eukaryota; Metazoa; Chordata; Actinopteri; Syngnathiformes; Syngnathidae
Gene: xirp1
Product: xin actin binding repeat containing 1
Exons: 4
Coding region: 322-6993 (2223 amino acids)
Biological process (GO): actin cytoskeleton organization; actin filament organization
Cellular component (GO): focal adhesion; stress fiber
Molecular function (GO): actin filament binding
Source: RefSeq, a predicted model, not a curated record
GUCACGGGCCGAGGCCAGUGGAGUGCCGAGCGUCAGAGUGGAGUGAAAGACAGAUAGGAGGCAGGCGGUAUCACGGAGGCCUCCGGAGCAAGCGCACCUACACAGCACAAAUUCCAACAGAGAACCACCACGGGACAGAACUUUAAUGUCAGGUAUCGCUCAUCACUGACCAAGGGGGCUAUCCUAUCAACACAAUUGACUUGCUCCUCUGUUAGAGAAAGGUCAGCUCUCUAUCUGUCAAGAGCAGCGUCCACUGACUCCAUUGGAGGUUGGACACAACCAGGUGUGACUGGCACUUCAGUUACAAGGACUAAACGCAAUAUGAUGGCUGAGACAGCCAGGAAAGUCACAGUUUCGCAAUCAUCUCAGGAUGAAGAUGACCUACCUCUCCCACCUCCUCCCCCUCCCUUGUCAGUCAGGCCCCUUCACUAUGAAGGGCCCAAUAGCCUCCCCGUGCCUCCACCUAAAGAAACCUUCUCCACAUACUACCAGCAACGGCAGAAGACUGAACUGAAGAGACUCUUCAAACACAUCCACCCAGACAUCCUGGGAGAUCUUGGUGAUGCUGUGGAUGAUGACAUCAUGAAGGCGGUGCAGCUAGACGACACAGAGCUGGCAGACGCAGCUAACCAGGGUGAAGUUCAGUCAAUGAGGUGGAUAUUUGAAAACUGGAAUCUGGAUAGUAUUGGGGAUCCUCAUGCAACCAAGAAGCUGCUGGAUGAGCAGGACGUAACCGGGGGAAAUGUCCGAGGGACGUCCUCCAUGUUUGAGCAGAGUGCUAGCAGACAGCAGACAUGUGCACAAAGGCAGACCUCUGUCAGAGGGGACGUGAGAACGUCUACCUGGCUGUUUGAAACCCAGCCCUUAGAUUCUCUUAAUAAAAAAGAAGACGGUGAGCUGGUUGAAGCCGUGCUGAAAGAGGCCGUCCAGCCAGGAGUUGUAAGUGGGACUCGAAUGCUUUUUGAGACUAAACCCCUAAGUGACCUGGGACGCUGCAACUCAAUAGAAGACCAUAACUUUUUGAAACUGAGGUCAGAGCUCCAGGAAGAAAAAGGAGAUGUCCAGAAGACUGUGAAACUGUUCCAGGCAGAACCUCGCUGUGCCAUCAGAGACAAUAGUGGCAAUAUCCAUUCAGUUAAAUCCAUCUGCAGGGAGGAGAUCAAAAAUGGCAACACGAGCACUGCCCGUUGGUUAUUUGAAACUCAGCCUUUGGACCUGAUUAACAAGGGAACUGAUGGAGUGAAAAUAAUUCGGGGUAUAUCUCUGGAGGAGGGGCACAGAGGUGGAACGGAGAGAAAAAGAUGGAUGUUUGAAACUCAGUCCUUUGAUGACAUACAAGAGGUUGCAGUGGACGAGUUUAAGGGCACAAUGGCUGAGUGCACAGGAGAGGUUGAUGUCACCAACAAGACAAAGCUCUUUGAGAUGCAACCCUUGGCAACGCUAAGAGGAAAUGCAGAGGAAAAGAGUUUGGACAAAGAAAACAUAAUUGGAGGAGAUGUAAAGACCUCCAUGUGGCUGUUUGAAACUCAGCCAAUGGAGACUCUAAAUGAUAGCUAUGAAGUUGGCUGUUUGAAAAAAGUUACCCUUUCAGCUGAUGAAAAGGGAGCGGUAAAAGACAAAAAGAUCAUCUUCGAGAGCUGCAGCACUGGAACGAGCAUCUCGACAAACGAACAAGAGAUUGAAAAGGGUGAUGUUAGAGGAUUCAAGCAUCUUUUUGAAACAAUCCCUCUGAAUAAGAUUGCUCAUUUUGAUGAGGAGAACUGUGAGAAAGAAAACCUCCCAUCAGAAGAUGUAACGCAUGAGGAUGCUCCGUUGUAUGCCAUAAAAGACAGCUCUGGAAACUUCCACAAGAUAACAACCGUCAACCGUGAGGAAUUAAUCAAGGGCAAGGUCCAGAACUACAAGUGGAUGUUUGAGACCAAGCCUUUAAAUGAGCUAACAAAAGGAAAAGAAAAUGUCGAGGUACUCAAAGGCAUCACUAGACAGGAGGACACAAUGGGUGAUGUCAAGUUGGCAAAGUGGCUUUUCGAAACCCAGACAAUAGAUGGGAUUCAUUCCAAGUUCAACCAGACGGAGCCAAACUAUUCUCUUGAAACCGAGUCUUGUAAAGGCAAUGUCAAGACAUGCAAAUGGCUUUUUGAGACACAACCAAUGGACAUUUUGUAUGACAAAUCAGAGAGAGUUAAAGACACGGAGGCCAUCAACAACGCCAAUGUCAAGUCCAUUACAUGGCUUUUUGAAUCGCAGCCAUUAGACACCAUCAGAGAAGGUGAGGAGUACAAUCUAAGGCUCUGCGACACCAUACAGAAUCCAGUCAAAUAUGAGAUGGGAGUUCAAACAGUCAAACAUCUGAUAGAAACGGAGACCGUGGACAGAGUUAGAAAUGACACACACUCAGACCAAGAUGUAAGAUGUGUGAGUCAAGUUAACUUUCAGUCAGGAGAUGUCUCAAGAGUCAAAGAACUUUUUGAAUCCCAGUCCCUUGAUGAAAUCGGAUCAGAGAUGGCAUGCAAUGAACAGGAUGAUGAUGAUACCAUCCAAAAGGGAUCAGUACACAAAUUCACAUGGUUGUUUGAGAACUGUUCCAUGAGCAUGAUCAAUAAGGACGACGAUGAUGCAAACACGCAGAGAGUUACCGAAGAUGGGAGUGGGGAUGUGAAGAACAAAAAGUUUAUUUUUGAAACCUCCUCACUGGACAAAAUCCACCAGCAACCACUUGAACAGAAGUCAGUGUGUGUGGAAGAGCCUAUCAGUGAUAUUGAUGUCAAGUCUAGCACCAUGAUGUUCGAGUCCCUGCCACUGUAUGCCAUUAGGGACAAAGAGGGACAGUUCCAUGAGGUGACAACUGUGAAAAAGGAAGAAAUAUUGAGUGGUGAUGUGAGAGGAGCCAGAUGGAUGUUUGAGACUAAGCCUCUUGAGGCCAUCAAGGCAGAGAACGAAGUUUACGUGAUCAGAGCUGUCACUCAAGAGGAUGUCGAGAAGGGAGAUGUCAAAUCAGCCAGAUGGAAGUUUGAGACACAACCACUGGACUCCCUUACCUGCCGAGAGGAACCUUCUGUCAAGGUCAUUGAAGACUUUGGGAGCUGUAAUGUGCAGCUCAAUAAAAAGAAGUUUGAAUCAGAGGAGUCCAACAAGUUUGUAAGGAUGGUUAGUGUCACCGACGUUCAACGUGGUGAUGUCAGGACCUCCACCUGGCUCUUUGAGAAUCAAACUAUUGACAGUCUCGGGGGAGAACCUCAAGAGCAAGGUCCAGUCAAAACGGUCUGCAGAGAAGACAGCCAGAAAGGAGAUGUGAAACGUUGUACUUGGUUGUUUGAAUCACAGCCACUAGACAAAAUCAAGCAGCAAGAAGAAACUUCAUUCCAAGCCACAGAGGAGACAAUACCAAAAGCUGAUGUGAAGUGCACAACCUGGCUCUUUGAGACAACUCCACUGGACAAAAUCACAUCCAGUAGUGUCACUGACACGGUGGUAUACUUAAGUGAACUGAGUUUGGUUCACUCAGGUGGUAUCAUAAUUGAAGCAAAUGAAGGUCGAAACGUUACCAUGGCAAAAUUCCAUCUUGGAAGCACACAUGAAGUCCAAAUUCAGAAGGAGGAGGUUGUUGAGGGCAACCUCAGGAACAUCAUUCUACAGCUCUUACUCAAACCAACCAACCCAGAAGUUACUCUUCUCCGAGAAGCGGAGAAAGGUAAAGUGAAUACCACCAUAGUUGAACUUCCAGUCUAUCAUUCAUCUACAGCUAUUACCCUGGAGCGAGAUCAAAUAAUACAAAACAUCGUUCAUAUGAUCGAUGAGCUGCUUGUUCAAGAUAAGAACUUCAAGAAAGGGAUCCUCAUGCAAGAGACUACUGGGGGACAAGCAGAGAUGUUUGUCUAUUCGCUCAUUGGCCACAAUGAAACUAAAGCUCAGAGUCCUGCCAUUGAAAGAGGAGACGUGAAGUCUACGAUUGGAAAUUUGUUAGCCACUGCCAACAGUACAAAAACAGCAGCAUCAUGUAGAAUCGAUGAAAUUGAAAAGGGGAAUGUGAACCUGUACAAAAGUUGCAUUGAGAAAGGAGAUCUGCACUACCUGAAAAGUCUCCAUAGUGAGAUAUCAGAAGAUGAAGUUGAUAACAAUACUCUUAGCAAGGAGCAAAUUGAAAUCAUACAGGGCGAUGUGAGGGAAGCAAAGAGGAAUCUUUGCCAGCACAAGGAGCUGGUGGAGCGAACUAUUUCUGAUGUUCUGCCAGGGGAUGUGAAGAACACCAAGAAGGUAUUUUCAUCAGAAUGUGCCUUCAUUGCUGAAAACUCUAUUCCUAGAGAUGAAAUCAUUCCUGGCGAUGUUUCAAUAGCCAAGCAACAACUUGCAGCAAAGCAAGCAGUCAUGGUGGAAAAAGAGGAAAUUGUAGCUGGUGACGUUAAGGCAACAAUGCAGUCUUUAGAACGUGCAAAGCAACAGAGCAUGUGUGUAGACCGGGAGGUCAUUACACCCGGAACUAUUUAUGAUAUGGACUUGUCCAGUAAAUGUCCUGAAACAGAAGAAGUCCAAGUCCAAAAAGAGGUGAUCAUAUGUGGAGAUGUGAAGGCAGCUAAAAAGUCCUUGGAACUGGCAAAGCAGCAAAGCAUGCAUCUGGAGCGGGAAGUCAUUGUUCCUGGGAAAAUAUACAACUUGGAAGUCUCUGCACAGGAAGGAAGCUCUUCAGUGGUUACGCAAUCGUCUUCCUCCAGAAGCCAACAGGUCAAGACUUAUCCAAAGGUCAGUGAUGCAGUGAAAGAUUUGGAAAAUGUUUCCUUAGAGGCCUGCCAACAGGGAAACAUAUCCCAGUGCAGCGCAGUUAUAGUCAGUAAUAGUGUACCUUUUUUAAGCUAUGAAUGCAAUGGUCUGACAUCAACACAUGAUGAGCCAGAAGAUGUUAUUAAAGGAGAUAUAAAGGCUGCCAUUAGAUCUCUGCAAAGUGCAGCAACAGAGCAUAGGCUCCCAGAUAAAGAAGACAUUGUAGGGGGUAACAUUCACCUAGCACUGCAAUCGCUUGAGAGGUCUAGUGUAAAUGUCUCCAAGGGAGACUUUAAAUCUGCAAUGCUGUACAGGAAGUCAGGAAGAGCUUGUUCAGAGAGGAGUGUUGUGGUGCCUUUGCCUCCAUCUGACACAACAUUGUCUCCUUCAAUUUCAGUAACCUGUGAAGGGAAACCAUACGUCACAGCACAGAAACCGACACGCCACCCAGUAAAAAAUGGUUCUGAGGUUGGAACCGCUCCGCUACCCCUACAAAAGACACCACAAGAGCUGAAGCCAGCGUUGCCACCAAAGCCACAAUGGACUAAACCUGCGAUUGUAGAGGAUCCGAACAUGUCACCAACAAAUAAAAACAAUUCAGUGACUCAUCAGAAUGCAAAAAAAUACGCACAACAUCCCACUAAUGGGUUAAUUGAGGACACAAGGCAUUCGGAUUGCCAAGUGACAAAAUCAAACACCACUGAAUUGGAGAUGGAGAGAAAUGUCAUACAGAAAAUUAAUGCAGCAGAGGAGAUACAAAAGUGCAUGAGGGAUUACGAAGACAAUGCAAAGCAUGAAAUGAACAUGAGCUUGCAGGCUGCUUUAAAGAACUUUGAAAGAACGGGCAGUGAGACCCUGAAUAAAAAAGCCAAUUUCUUGCCCACAAAGAAAAUUCUUAAAGAUGAUGUGAAGAAACCGACCCCAAACACAGACUCCGCUCAAAACUCCAGACCAAAGCCCUCAGUUGGUGGAAAGCAACUCAGCAACAGUGAUGCAUCAGAGACAAGUAACCCAGCAAGUCUAUGCCAAAUUCAAGCAACAAACACGACUGAUGACAACAAAAAUAAAGUUGUUUUAAGAGAGAAGAAGGUUAAAGAGACAGAGGAUGAGCGACGACAGAGGCUCUCUGUGCACAAGGACGAGAUCAUGAAGGGCAAUGUGAAGGCAGCCAUGGAAAUCUUUGAAAACAUGAGAAAGCGAGAGGAACUCAAGGGAAUCUUAUCUCAGAUGCAAGAGAUAGAGGGAGAAAGCAGCAAUGUGGACAUGAGCUCAGUGAAGACAUUUUAUAAUACUGUCCCCGCUUGGAUGGUGCCACCAAGUGAAAAUCCAAAACAAAGCAAACAAAUGGAGAAGAAAGUUGAAGUUGAAACACAGGAUGACGACCUAGAGAGUGUUUCUUCAGUUGAAACUGUGUUUGAAGAUUUGGAAAAGGCAAGUAAGGAGAUCUUGAAUCUGAAGGAACAGACUUUAGCCAAGCUCCUUGACAUCGAGGAGGCGAUUAAAAAGGCUCUCUACUCGGUCUCUAACCUGAAAUCUGAGGCAGACAUUGCAGGGUUGUCAGGACUGUUUGAUGAAUCCUUAAAAUCGGAGCACCAUAUUCAACCUGCCAACAAAAUCAAGAAAAUCAGCAUUGUGACAACCAAGGCCAAAUCAGGUCAAAGCAAAGAAGGAACAAAUCUCCCCAGCGACUUAAGUCCUCCAAAUAAAGAAGCGCCCAGGCAAUUCAACAACAAGCUCAUUAGACAGUCCUCUUCCCAGUCAUCCCCUUCCUUUAUCUCCAUUCAUUCCGCUGCCAGAAGGCCUGCUGAACAACAGAAGCCCAUCAUGUCCACAUUUAAACCAGCACUGGAGGAGAAAGGUCAGAACUGUCAAGGUGAUCUGGACCAAGGGUCUGCUAACAGCCCAGCAAAGCGCAAGGUCAGCGUGCUUGAGGUGCAAACGCUUCCCAAGGAACCUGCAGGAAUCGUUGGUACAAAGACUGUCAGUGAAACCUACGAAGAGACAGAUGGUUUUGGAAACAGUUUUGUCUCCUCUGUGAAGUCUACAUUUGUCACCACACAGUCUGACAGUCAAACAGCUGCUCUGUUUGAGGUGGUCGGGAGCCCAAGCAGAUACGAAGUCAUGACAUCCCCAUUACCACAAAGAUCUAGUUUCGCCCCUGAGGAUGAGAAGCUGCGUAAGACUGGCAAGACACAGAUGUUUGUAACAUUUAGCCAACCACCCAACGAAGAACACUGAACAAACCCAUCUCCUUAGCAGUCUUUAAAGGAAAACUGCAAUUUUGGGGGCAAUAUUGCCUAUCGUCCACAGUCCUUAUGUGAGACAUGAACACACAUGUCUUUCUCUUUUCUGUGAUUCUAAAACUAUAAAAACAGAUAAAAAGAGACAGGUCAUUACUGCACUUGAUGGGACACACCUAUGUAACCAUGUAGUAACAGGUACAUUCAUGAUAACAUGUAAUACUUACAGCAUUUUGUUGUAUUUUGGUCCUUUUAAGCAUUACCUGAAUUUCCUUCCUGGCCGCAUUGAUUUCAUAUAGCAACAUAGAAACAAACGCCUACACCUAGUUAACUUUUCCAAACUCAAAAAUAGAAACACAGCAGCAGCUCCUUUAUGUAGCGUUACCCUUUCGUAGUUGCCUGAGGCGUGGUGAGCGCGUGUUUGUGGUGAAGCUAGUCGCUAGCUGGCUAGUAGCUAGCAGGUGUGGCGUGGCAAGGUGUCAAUACAUCAGUAAUAUAGUUCGAUUGUGGUAAUAACGUUAAUAAUAAUAAUAAUAAUGUUGCUGUAGCUUGGGUAAUAUGCAUGUCACAUUAUAUGUAGUUAUGUAUGUAGUGAGUUCUUUUCAGAAGGCAUUAUAGGCGGAAUAUGUGUUUCCCAUUACCGGCAUUCUUAGCUCUGUCUUUUUGUCUGUUUUCACAUCAUUCGAACGCACAGAAAAGAGAAAAACAUAUGUGUCCAUGUCUCACAUAAGGAUUGCGGAUGAUGGGCAAAAUAAAAAAAAGUGUAGUUUUUCUUUAAGAAACCACAUACUGCAUUUGUGUUAAGUUUUGUUCAUUCAAAAAUCUCAAGUCAUGUAGGGAUGAAAAUGUUAAGUUUUUAUUCAAGAAACAUUUGUCCUAGAAAUUUUAUACUGUACUCUAUUAUAUAAAGUGUAAAAUUCUUUUAAGUAAACAAAAUAGCUGUAAAGUGUUGUGUAAAUUGUUUAAUAAAUUACAGUUUAAGAAAAAAAAGUCUAUAUUCUUAAUAUGUGUUCUAUGGGAUUCACAGUAUGGAUGGGUAUUCACACAAGUUUUGUUGACAAAUGACCUGACAAUGAAUAUGAAUAAUUAGGAGUGCACGAUAAUUAUCCGACGUGCAUGGGAAUUGACAUCAUACAGAUAAAUCUGAUAACAUUAAAAAUAGCUUACAUAACCGAAAAUAAAAAAAAAACUCUUACCCAUACUGUGGGGUGUGUUACUGGGCUCCAUUCAUCUUCUUCCACUUAUCCGAGGUCGGGUCGUAGGGGCAGCAGCCCAAACAGGGAAGCCCAUACUUCCCUCUCCCUGGCUACUUCGACCAGGCGUUCCUAGGCCAGCUCAGAGAUAAAACAAUUCAUUGCUUCAGGCUUUGAAAAACCAGAAGUUGUUGUUAAAUUAAGUUAUUUUCAUAGGGCAAUUCUUUUGUAAUGUUAAAUCAAAUUAGUAGCCUGCAAUUUAAGGGUGAACAUGGGGAAAUUUUGGUUAUUUAGAAUUAUUAUUUAAUGCUUCUCAAGAGGAGAUUCAAUUUGAUACUCACAUACAGUGGUUCCAGACUCCACAGUGAUAAGUGAAUUUCCACUAAGUAGGAUUCCUUUUUUAUAAAUGAAUAUUUCUGUAAUUAUGGCAUAGAAAACCUCUUUACAAGCUUCUAAAUAUGUUUUUUAACAUUAUUAGAGCUCUCUAGAUUUGAAAUAACAAGCAUAUAGUAACCUGUGCAUUUGUAUUACCUAAUAUAGUAUAUAUAAUCAGAGAAAAUAUAUUUUUUAUCAUUAUUAUUACUAUAGUGCUUGUUGUGAGAUCAUUUAAACCUGCAAUAAACGUCUCUUGUUCCGGUGAUCAGGUCUGGUGCUUAUCUUACCGAACAAUUUCUGAACCUAGUGGCCAUAUAGAAUACUACAUUAACAAUUUAAAUUGUUUUCUUAAUGGUUUAUAUUUGUAUUUUAGUUUAUUUAGCCAAUUUUACGCUUCAAAAUGAUUAAUUUAGGCAAAAAAUACGUACAAUUUGCUUCAAUAUGCUUUUUUUUUAAAGCCGUAUUCAACCAGGAGAGAGCAUGAUUUAUUGAUUAAUAUAUGUUUGAAAAACCUUGAUAGAGUGAAGCCGUGAAAUUCGAACCACGAUGUGGCGUGGAACGACUGUACAUACAGAAUAUACCGUAUAUUACAAAAACAUUUUCAGUUUAUUACUUUGUGACAUUCAUUUGUCUCUAUUGUUAUAGUUUUUGUCACCUGUCAAGGAAAUGUGUUCAGCCUGUAUGACGCCGGUGUAUCCAAUGGAAAAAAUGGUGGCCAAUAAACUUACCCUGCACAGCAAGUGUUUCUGCUGUAAACACUGUCAAAAGAAGCUCAGGUGAGAUGUUUGAUGACUAUUUAGAUACUAUGUUUCAACAAAAUCUAUCUCCAUUGAUUAAAAAGUGUCGAUCAAAAAACAAAUCUAACAAUGUAUCAUGUUGCGUUUCUUAUGAUUAAAAAAAACACUACCUUUUUAUUGCAGCAUUCACAACUACUCCUGUCUUUAUGGCGAGUUCUACUGCAUGUCUCACUACCAGCAGCUUUUCAAAAGAAAGGGAAAUUAUGAUGAGGGAUUUGGGCACAUGCAGCAUAAAGACCGCUGGCUUAGGAAAGAUAAAGGAACAGAUGAACCAGACGCUACGGCCACCCCCAAAUCGACAAAAAGCAGCUUAAGCACUCCUGCAGCCCCCAGAGAGUUGUCCACUGAAGCAUACGUCACAAAGUCGCAUGUGACCGAGAUGAGGCAUGGCAGUAAUGCUGACGUCAGGGGCAAACUGAAAGUGAAAUGGCCACCAGAGAAGAAGAAGUCACUUCUGCCUGUAAAUUCAACAGGUUUGAACCUAAUUGAUAAAGUCAAACAGUUUACACAUGCCAUGGUCUCCGAAGUCAGGGAGAAAGCGCCGACAAAACACCAUAACGCACAAGAGAAGCCAAAACCCACAAAUUCUCCUACAAAAUUUAAACAUUCCCAAGUCAACAUAUCUCCAACAGUGAGACAACAAAGUGAAACAGUUGUACCCAUCAUGAAAACAAACUGGGAUAUAGCUUCUGAGAAACAAAAUGCUAGUUCAAAAAAAACAAGGAAGUCUGUACAUUUUGCACCAAUUGUUGAUGUACAGCCUCCUCAACAGACCUCAGGUGCGACAGAGGUGGAUCCCACUCGGGUGGUGUCUUCAGUGGGCCAAACGCAGAAACUCGAUGAUAAUGCAUUCAAUAAUCCAAAUGAUAAAUGUGAACAAAACGACUUAGAUCAGAAAAUGCACCCUGAACAUAAACCCAGAAGAGAUACAAGCACUACACAAUCUGGUGUUGAGAUGGAGAAAAGGCAAGAAAUCCUACAAACCGAUGACAACGCCACGCUUACUGAUAAUUCCAGUUUCCUCAAAGACCAUUCAAAUCAAGUUAUUAUGAGACAAGAGCCGUCAGAGAAACGAGAUAUCAAGUUAGAAAUUGUACAUCCUCCUACGAAACCUGACAUGACCUCUGAUAGCAACAAAUGUAGGGCUGAUGAGAUAAAUUCACCACAAGAAAAAGAACAGGUUCUUGCAAAAACAAAUUCCCUCAAGGGUUUUGCAAAACAGGCUGACAGGUCCAAAGUCAGGCUGGGAUCUUGGUCCAAAGGAAAGAGUCCUUUGUCAAAGCUUUUCCCAGCAAGCGGGACGGAGAAAACAAACAAGGUUGAAGCGAAAAAUGUCAGGAAAGCAGAUGAGAAGCCUGGCGGAGGACUCAUGGCAAGACUCUUUCAGAAAUCCUUGGAAAAGAAUGAAGACGCCACAAAACCGGUAGCCCAUGAGAACCUUAAAGACAAAAUACAUGCAGAUGACAAAAUGAAUAGAGAGGACAUUAAUGAGGGGGAUGCAGUUCAAGUCAAACCUCUCAAACAGGAAGUUGAGGAUGACAUUCAAGACAGGGCACUUUCUUCUGACCCAAACUCACUGCAGAACAACAAAGAGGAAGCUGUGAUCACAGACCCAUUGGUCCUGCACCACAUAUUAACUAAUGAAACAACUGAUAUCCUAACAAAACCUGCCCAAGCAGAUCAAACAGAUGACAAGAACAACGAGGGUACCAGUGAUAGCCUGACAGAACCUGUGCGAACAGAUAAAACGGAUGAUAAGAACAGUGAAUCUACCAGUGAUAGCCUAAUAAGACCUCUUCAAACAGAUCAAACGGAUGAUAAGAACAGUGAAUCUACCAGUGAUAGCCUCAUAAGACCUGUUCAAACAGAUCAAAUUGAUGAUAAGAACAGUGAGGUUACCAGUUAUAGCCUAACAGACCCUGUUCAAAUAGAUCAAACGGAUGAUAAGAACAGCAACUCCACCAGUGAUAGCCUAACAGAACCUCUUCAAACAGAUCAAACGAAUGAUAAGAACAGCGAAUCUACCAGUGAUAGCCUAAUAAAACCUCUUCAAACAGAUCAAAUGAAUGAUAAGAACAGUGAGGUUACCUGUUAUAGCCUAACAGAACCCGUUGUAACAGAUCAAACAGAUGGUAAGAACAGUGAAUCUACCAGUCAUAUCCUAACAGAACCUCUUCAAACAGAUCAAACUGAUGAUAAGAACCGUGAGAGUACUAGCAUAGCAUCAGCUGAUUCUAGAAUAGCUGACUGUGGAGACUUUCCUUCUACUGAUGAUCAUGGCUUGCAAGAGUCGACCGAUGAGCUGUUAAUUGAAACAAGUGAAGUUUUUCAGGUCCUGGUUGAUCCACCCAUCAUUAUUAUCAAUAAAGAUGAGCCAGAUGAUGCAGCUAAGCCAAAACAAAGAAAUAUUGACCCAAACACAAUGGUUGAUCUCAACCAAGAGCCCCUGCAAGAUAACACCAUCGACCAGAUUGUUUCUCAGGAGCUUUCUGGGGAUAACCCUGUCGAUUUGAUGGUUUCAGUUGCUACUGAAAGUUUUAGCCUGCUUGACCCUCAACCAGCAUCAAUGCAAAAUGAUGGGCUUGGCUUGACAGACCAACUGAUCUCCCCAGAAUUUGUCAACCAGGCUGAUAAUCAAAGCCUGCUAAGUUGUCAGACUACAAACAGCUUGACAGACAUGCAGGAGCCAGAUUUUGACAUAUUCAGCCCAAAUAGCAGUUUAUUACACACAAACCAGCCACCCACUUUCCCCGGUGAUAUCUUCGCAGUUGGUGAAAUGUCAACUAGUGUAGAUGUUCUUAGUGCUAGUCCACUGAACGGUUCACAGGCAACAUCCUCUGUAGCUACUUCAGCUCAGGGAGAUAUUUUCUCUCUUGACAUUUUUGCAACAGAGUUGCUGCCAAAGGCUGAGUUAAGUAAUGCAUCCUCACCUUUGGACUGUCUGACAGAGUCGGACAACAACAGUAAAGGGCAAGCAACAGAAAACACUGACACACAGAGUACCUGGAUGGAUGAUUUGCUCGGAUAAAAAGAUGUAAGGUGAUGGGCAGGUUACCACAGGCUACCACAAACCCAUAAAAAAGUAAUAUGAUUAGUAUACAAGUAAUGACAAAUACAAGGAAAUGUUGUUGUGUUUUUUUGUAUUCAAUUAUAAUUUUACACUUUGGCUCAAUACCAUUAUGGUAUGGUAUAGUGUAUUUGUCUUGGACAUGCUUUCCAUGGCAAAAUAGAGAUUGUGUCACUAUAGACUGAUAGCUUAUGCAGCGAUGAAGGAAAGUAAAGACGGAAAAGUGUGUUGUUUAUUGUUUUAAUUGAUGCUGUGAUUGAUGUUGCAUGAUAUCAAUGAAACAGCCUGAAACUGAGUCAAUGUGCAAAUCCAUGUUUAUGAUGAAUGCAUUUUAAGCCCAUCCCUUCAUGAAACUGUUUACGUCAAUUAAGCACUUUUUAUUUUAAGAGUUUCUAAAAAAUGUUGGUACAAGAUGGCAACUGGUGGUAACUGCACAAAAUGACAUAAUGAUCUGCUGGACAAGAUGGCUGUAACUGAGAAUUAGUUGCCACUGUUGGUGAAGCCAAUAAGUACAUCAAUAUUGCUUCAUUGUAUCUGGUUCACAAAUAAAGACCUUAACUUGUGAUUUGAAAUGUUUGCGUAAAACCUCUUCUUUACUAUAAAUUGGUGUCCAAACUUUUUCCACCGAGGGCCACACACUGAGAAAUAGAAGGAUAAAAGGGCCACACAUGUAGAUAUGCUAAGAAGUUAUACAGUACAUAUUUCAAGAAGAAACUGCAUCUCAGCUUUGUGGUAUACUGUAGGUGGAAAAGCUUAGAUUAUUAGUAUGAACUUCAGGCCUUGCUCUUUUUUCCCCAUUUUUGCUGGGGUUUUUUUUGUAAAUUUUACAAGUUUUAA